AUCUUCUCUCUGGACAGUCUUAGUAUUCAGCUUCAUCAUGGCUGAACGCCUGCUGUUUGUCAUCCUCAUGUAUUCCUUUCACGAGGUUCAAGCACACGCUCUUCUUCCACCUAAACUGACAGUGAAUCCAGCGGUGAUCACAGCGACAGAAACAGUCACACUGAACUGUCAGUCUCCAUCAUCUGUUUCUGUGUCUCAGUGUUAUUUCUACACUUUAAGUGGAGGAACGUUCAGAGACUUCUCAUGUCUGCAAACACUGACAGGAACUGAGCUGCUGAAGAUGUCGCAUCAAAGUUUACCUGCUGAGGUUCAAGUGAAAUGUUACUACACCGUAAAGGAUGGAGACAGAAAUUCUCAAUCUCCACACAGUGACACAUCCUCCAUCACCAUACACGCUCUUCUUCCACCUAAACUGACAGUGAAUCCACCAGUGAUCACAGAGACCGACUCAGUCACACUGAACUGUCAGACUCCAUCAUCUGUUUCUGUGUCUCAGUGUUAUCUUCACAUUUUAAGUGAAGGAACUGUCAAAGUACUCUCUUGUCCGCAGACACUGACAGGAACCAAGCUGCUGAAGAUGGCAAAUAAGAAGUCAUCUGCUGAGGUUAAAGUGAAAUGUUACUACUUUGUAAACGUUGGAGAGAAAAAGUAUCCAUCUCCACACAGUGACACAUCCUCUAUCACCAUACACAAUAUUGUGGCAGGAGAGUCAAGCAUUAUCCAGGCAAUGCCAACCAUUACUAUGACCACAGAUUUGACUGAUAGCAGCCCAGGUGUUUCCACGACUCCUGUGAAACCAGCAAUGGAUAUUAAAGAGGUGACACAGACUAUGCAGUCUUCUACUAUGACCACAGGUCUGACUGUUAGCAGGUCUGGUGCUUCCACUCCUGUAACUCCUGCAAAACCAGCAUCAGGUCACCUGACGGUUGGAUCAAGCAACACUGAUAGUUGUAUCUCUACUUCCCUAACACCAGAGGAACCAGCACCAGAUAUUGUGGAAAGAGAGUCAAGCAUGACCCCGACAAUGCCAACAUUUAGUAUGACCAAAGGUCUGACUGUUAGCAGGCGUGGUGCUUCCACUCUGGUAACUCCUGUGAAACGAAUGUCAGGUCAAACUGUUGAUAUGCCAAGUAACACUGGUAGUUCCACCUCUACUUACCUAACACCAGUGAAACAAGCAGCAGCAGAAACGUGGAUAUUGAAGUUUGUAGCAGUUAUGACUGGUUGUGGAGUCAUUGUGGGCGUCAUCUUGCUGGUUUCUGCAAUUCUCUGCAACAAAAAAACUGCAUCUCUUCCACCUAAACUGACAGUGAAUCCACCAGUGAUCAACGAGACCGACUCAGUCACACUGAACUGUCAGACUCCAUCAUCUAAAACCAGCACGUCAGUGUUGCUACGGAGGAAUCAGCAGAGUAAUAGUGACAGCUGCAGACCAAAAGUAAACGUAUCUGGUCUGCUGGCUGGUUAUGAUGAAACUUAUAGUAUCGUCACCUAUGGAUCCACACAUGAGCUGCUUUUCUCUUCCUGAAUGUAGCAUAAGAAUGACAACAGCAGCAGCUCAGAGAUGCCAGCUACAUCAGCCCUCAGAGAUCCAGUGAACAGCACUCCAAAGUUAAUUUUUACAUUAUUACAUAUCAUUUAGCUGACGCUUUUAUCCAAAGCAACUUACAAUU
This is a messenger RNA of Perca fluviatilis (European perch), 1673 nucleotides long. RefSeq names its product hyphal wall protein 2-like. The record is from RefSeq and is a predicted model, not a curated record. The transcript has 16 exons. Bases 38 to 1528 code for a protein of 496 amino acids. NCBI's taxonomy places the organism in Eukaryota, Metazoa, Chordata, Actinopteri, Perciformes, Percidae.